AUGAAAAAUAUUAUUUUGAGAUUUAAUUAUAUUUCUGUUCCAUUUCAAAGGAUUCAAAAAUUGUAAUAUAAUUUCUGUCUAAGUAAUCAAGAUGUCAGAUAAAAUAUUAACAAAUUGAUUGAAUUAAAUGAAUAACAAUUAAAUUCAAUAAAUGAAAUAGAAAAGGAAACCUUAUCUCUCUAAAUUGCAACUAUUGAAAAUAAUUUAGAGAUUUAUUUAUAAUCAUUUUUAAAACAUUAGAAGUAAAAUUAAAUAUCUCUAAUUUUAGAUAACCUUAUUAUCUAUUUAGAAAAAACCUUAUUUAAUUGGCAUUUUAUACUUAUUAUAAUAGUAAAUUUGAUUUAUGUUAAAAAUAUAUAUCUUAUGCAACUUUAGGAGAUUAUGAGAAUACAUAUUCAGGUGAAUUGAUGAAGUAAUUAUUCUUAGCAGAAUUAUAUGGCAUUUAAUUUAGAAUUAAUUAUAAUAAUUAAGAAUUACAAUUAGCAGAUAAAUCUUUAGUACAUUGGUAAAAUAUUAUAGAAAAUCAUUCAAAGUUUUAUAAAGAAAUUUAAAAUAAUCAAACUUUUGAUUAAUAAGAGUUUUUUGAGAAUAUGGAAAAUGUUCACUUUCAUUAAUAUAUUGAAACUUUAAUAGUAGUAGGUUAAUUAUUAUACAAUAAAGGAUUAUUUAUAGAAUCCUUCUCUAAAUUUGAUUUAGUUAAAGUAUUAAUAAAAUCUUUAUUAUAAUUUAUUGAUAAGGGAUAAGAACAAUAACAAAAUUUGAAUGUUGAUAAUAAAGAGUAUCAAGAUUUUUAUAUCAAAUAAUUGAGGAAAUUACUCUCAAAAUCAUAUAUUAAUUAAAUCAAAAUAAAGAUUUUAAUGAACGAUUUAGAUUAGUGUAAAUAAUUAUAUUAAGAAGCAAAUGAAUUAAAUAAUACAAAUGUUUAAACAAUUUAAUUAGAUAUUUUAAAUUUUGAUAUUUAAUUUUAUUAAGGAUAAUCAGAUGAUAUUUUAGAUUAGAUCUAAUCAAAAAUUGAAUAAUCAAUGACUAGUAUUUAAAAUAAUAAUGAAACAAAAGAUGCUUUUCUAGACUAUUAUUAAUUUAGAAUUAAAUAUAAUUUAGAUUCAGACAACUUUUAAAUAUAAUUAGAAUACUUAUCUAAAAUUAAUUGUCAUAUCAAUAAAAUUAUUGAAAUAAAUCAUCACAGUAUUCAAUAAUUAAUAUAUAAUGAAAAUUAUAAUGAUGCAUUUUUGAUUGCAAACUAAUAAUAUCAAAUUUUUGAUAAAUAUUAAAUAACAAAACAACAUUUUAUAUAUUAAUUUAGUUUAGCUUAAUUAUUUUUCUUAUGUGUUAAACUAAAAAAAGUUUAAGAGCUAAAGCAAAAAUUAAAUUAAUUUAAAAAUGAGCAUCAAUUAACUGAGAUUGAUAAAUUAUUUUAAUUUUAUGAGAUUAAUUUAGAAUUUUUGGAAGAAACAAAAAAAUAAAAUGAAUAUAAUAUAUUAGAAAAAAUGAAAAAUAUUGAAUUUUAAAAUAAUUUUUUAGAAUAUUUGAAACAUUAGAUCUUAGAGAUGAAUUAUGAGUUUUUUAAAAUGAAAGAUAAAUAGAUUGAAAGUUUAGUAGAAUAAUUAAAAUAUUUAAGAUCAAAUGAAUAAUUUAAUAAAGAUUAGAUUGAAUAAGUGAAAUAGAAAAUAUAAAUUUUGAGUUCUUGA
Paramecium sonneborni is the source of this 1688-nucleotide messenger RNA. Lineage: Eukaryota; Ciliophora; Oligohymenophorea; Peniculida; Parameciidae. The record is from the annotation of a GenBank genome assembly.